UUGUAAGCCAACCCCGUUCACCGUUUUAAUCUCUCUCUCUCUCUCUCUCUCUCUAUCUCUACACACUCUACUUUCUCUCUAUAUAGUAGAGUGUGUUCGUCACUUUCACUCUCUCUCUCUCUUCUCUCACCGACCUUCUCGAGAACCCUAGAGAGAAAAGACUCAAACUUUGGAAGAUCCAUCGGCGGAAUUUUUCAAGAAUCGUCGUCGGGAGUGGUUUCUCCGGAUGAUACACUAUGGAUGAUGAUCUCUGGGGUCCGCCACUUGUUGUGAAAGACGAUGCCUUUCGUAAGCCUCCUCUGCGUGGUUGUGAGUUUUGGUUUGAUUUCAGAACAGAUGUGCUUGAAGAAAGUUUCCAGAUGGAGAGAUACUGUGAGAUAGUGUGGGCGAUACUGAACGAGAAGAAGCAAGCUGCUGAGAUUGUUGAACUUGAAAAGGAUGUGGCUUCCUCUGGGAGCGGUGGUGAUAUAGGAGGAGGCUCUUCUGAUUCGGACAAGACCUUAAGUGCUACUAUUCCUGAUGCUGACACAAGCUCUUCAAAAUCUUCUCUUGACGAAGAUGAGAACACGUCUAGUAUCAGUGAUGCUCUAACUACCGAGACCAAAGAUUCCACUAACGGCACUGAAGCAAUUGACCCGGAAACAAGCUUAAAGCCUCAGGAGACUGAACCACAUGACCUUAUAACAGUUGAGGUUGGAGAAGAUGGGGACACCUCUUCUAGCCCUGUGUUGGGGAACAAGAUUGUGGAAGCUGAGGAACAUUCUUGUUCAUCCUUUGUUACUCACCAAGCCCCUGAGAACAAAUCUCCAUCUGCUAUAAGCCAAGAGAACAAUGAAAGUUCCACUUUGACGCCAUUGGUUGAGACCAGAGAGAAUGCAAAUGCUACAAACGAAGAUGGAGAAAUACUGAAGGAUCAAAGGGAUAGCUUGCAAGAAAUCGAAACUGCUUCUGAGCCUUUCACCACAGAGUCUCUCUUAGAAAUGUGUGAUGAACCUGAGAAAAGCAAAAGACUAAUCCCUGCGACCGUUGUUGUUAAGGAAGAGCCGAUCAUGAACAUGCUUACUGAGGCAAGGAUCAAGGCAGAGGAGAGCUUGAAUCCUCCUCCUGGGUCAGCAGUCCUAAUCAAGAAGAGAAAGAGACCUACUUCUAACACAAGCUUGAUCAGAAACACUAAGCAGAAAGGUCCAAGUGUUCCUCUACCGCUUUCAGCUUCAACGCUUGAUUUGAUAGACAGAAUCAGACAGAGAGGAGGAGGUGGGAAGAAGACCAUCAUGGGUGGAGAAGAAGAACCAGCGAUCUUAAUAAGCGAGUUGCACGACAAGACAGGGAAGGAGCUGAGAAGCAUAGCGAAGGAGCUGAAAGUAACACGUUACUACAAGAUGAAGAAAGAAGAUCUGCUUCAACACUCUAUCAUGCAGCUAAAACUGAAGCCUAACCAAUUGCAAGGAAAGCCAUAACAGGUCUCCUCUGGUAUAGUUAACAUUAGAGCUUACAGAUGAAUGAAUCCUUCUUCUCUUUGUGUUUCUUGGAUUCAAUGGUAUUAACCAAUCAAUCAUUAGCUUGUAUAAAUCUAAAGUAGAAAUGCUUAUUGGGAUAUAUAUAUGAAGUUUA
Brassica oleracea var. oleracea is the source of this 1611-nucleotide messenger RNA. RefSeq lists its product as uncharacterized. Gene Ontology annotation, biological process: DNA-templated transcription termination. The transcript has 6 exons. Bases 237 to 1457 code for a protein of 406 amino acids. The record is from RefSeq and is a predicted model, not a curated record. Lineage: Eukaryota; Viridiplantae; Streptophyta; Magnoliopsida; Brassicales; Brassicaceae.